Messenger RNA from Gastrolobium bilobum, 564 nucleotides. RefSeq lists its product as uncharacterized. NCBI's taxonomy places the organism in Eukaryota, Viridiplantae, Streptophyta, Magnoliopsida, Fabales, Fabaceae. The transcript has 3 exons. The record is from RefSeq and is a predicted model, not a curated record. Bases 1 to 564 code for a protein of 187 amino acids.
AUGUUGGAGGAGAUGAGGACUGGUCCUGCUGGUGGCCAGCACCCUCCGCCACCACCUCCACCGCCACCACCCAGUCAUCAGGACGAUAGUCAGAGUCAUAUGGAGAGAGCCAGUCAUCUUACUGGGAAGAUGCAACCCUACUUUGAGCCUGCGGAGGAUAGAUAUGAGCGAAAACAAGGAGAGUUUGACCGUUUGGUGCAAGACUCAAUGAUUGUGGAUGAGUACUUGGCUAAGUUCAAUGAACUGGUCAAAUUUGAACAUUUCCGUAUUAUUAUGCCUACCCCGACAUUUCUGGCUUCUAAGUUUCGUAGGGGACUUAAUGAGGAAAUAACUGAUCGUAUUGCUGGUGCUGCAUCAAGAGAUUUUGGUACAUUGGUACAACAAUGUAGGGACAUUGAGGAUGUUUGCAUUGUGAGUAAGGCCAAGAGGGCCAAGGUAGCUGAUGUUAAGGGAACCGGUAGUUCCACUUCCUGGAAAGAUAGGAAGUUUGGUGGAAAAGGGAAAGGGAAGCAGUUGGCUGCUAGGCUGGCGCCUAGAGCAAUUUCUACUAGGAGCUCCAUCUAA